AAAACCAGUUCCAUCGCGAGAGAGAGAGAGAGAGAGAGAGAGGAUGGCGGAUCGUCAUUCGACCACCCAGGGAUCCCAGCAGAGAGCCACCAGGACCGGCGGUGAUGGUCCAGUGACUGGUGGUGGUGGUGGCGGUGGAGGUGGAGGUGGUGUGUCAGCCAUGCUGAGCAAGCUCCAAGGCCAGGCCCCUAAUUCCACCCAAUUCAUUAGCUUCCUCGCCUUGGUGAUAUCGGGAGGCAUCCUCCUGCUCCUGACGGGCCUGACCUUAACGGCCACCGUCUUGGCCUUGAUCGUCUUCACGCCUCUCCUGCUGCUGACCAGCCCGAUCUGGGUGCCUGCUGGGACCCUUUUCCUCUUCGCCAUGGCCGGGUUCCUGGCAGUCUGCGGGUUCGGUGUGGCCGCCUUGGGCGGAGGGACUUGGAUGUACAAAUACUUCAGGGGCCGCCACCCGCCGGGGUCUGAUCGCGUUGAUUACGCGCGCAGCCGGAUCGCCGACACGGCCAGCCAUUUUAGGGACUACGCCAGGGAGUAUGGAGGGUACAUUCAGAGCAGGGUCAAGGAUGCAGCUCCUGGUGCGUGAUACCCUUCAGGCCCAUCGCGUCGUAGGUCAGUAAGCAAGUCAUAUCAUGGGAAUAUGAAAAUUUGGAAACUUGGACGUGUUUCGAUCUGUAUUGAAAGAAUAUGCGCGGUUUGUUUGUUGAUUUUGCUUUGUGUUUUCUCGGUCAGGUGAAGUAUGGUUUUCAUGGGAAACAGAAAAGCUAAAUUUUCAAUCGAUCUGUUUUCUUUUCUUCC
This is a messenger RNA of Nymphaea colorata (pocket water lily), 792 nucleotides long. Its product is annotated as oleosin G-like. Gene Ontology annotation, biological process: lipid storage. NCBI's taxonomy places the organism in Eukaryota, Viridiplantae, Streptophyta, Magnoliopsida, Nymphaeales, Nymphaeaceae. The coding region runs from base 44 to 580 and encodes 178 amino acids. The transcript has a single exon. The record is from RefSeq and is a predicted model, not a curated record. Gene Ontology annotation, cellular component: monolayer-surrounded lipid storage body; membrane.